This is a messenger RNA of Parastagonospora nodorum SN15, 633 nucleotides long. RefSeq lists its product as hypothetical. The transcript has 2 exons. The coding region runs from base 1 to 633 and encodes 210 amino acids. The record is from RefSeq and is a predicted model, not a curated record. NCBI's taxonomy places the organism in Eukaryota, Fungi, Ascomycota, Dothideomycetes, Pleosporales, Phaeosphaeriaceae.
AUGCCCACUAACAACGAAGAAACUCUUGCCAAUGAGCCCAGCGCCUCUAAUGCAGGACAAACACAUUCGCCAGGAAGUCUGGAAGAUGCAAAACAUGUACCCAACACAAUGGACACCAGCGAUACAGAGAGCACGGCAGAUACGGUCUCGCCAGAUGAUUCUAUCAGCAUGGUGGGCUCGAGCACUGCUUCAAGCGUAGGAUCCUCAGAACUGAACGCAGCUUCUGCAAACUAUCAUGAUUAUAUUAGCUUCGUUUAUAUAGAUGAAAAGAAAAUACAAACUCUACAAAUCUGGGAUGAAAAUAAAAAGAUGAAGAACGAAAUUGGCAAACACCUUUUUUACAUCCACCCAAAGAAAAAGUUCGAUGUAGUCAUUGAAAGCAAACUGACACGCCAUUUCUGGACUCACUGCGAAAUGAAGGCAUACAGCGUUUAUAUCAAAGCCAAAGAGACAGGAAAGGAGCUUAGUGGUAUUAGGAGCGUCGAGGAAUCGAAGUCUAAAGACGCUAUGAAAAGUCUCUUCGAAGACUUGAAGGUUAAAGCAAAAGCGGCGAAGGCGACAAGAGCUACUUCUACACCGAAGAAGACAAAGAUGACUACAUUGGAGGUGAGAAAGAAGCGCGUGACAAAAUAA